Molecule: messenger RNA, 1692 nt
Organism: Metarhizium brunneum ARSEF 3297
Lineage: Eukaryota; Fungi; Ascomycota; Sordariomycetes; Hypocreales; Clavicipitaceae
Gene: zrt1
Product: Zinc-regulated transporter 1
Biological process (GO): zinc ion transmembrane transport
Cellular component (GO): plasma membrane
Molecular function (GO): zinc ion transmembrane transporter activity
Source: RefSeq, a predicted model, not a curated record
AUGAUCUGUCUCAACAGAGCUGACGAGGGCAGCCUUCGCCACCUCACCUACAAUCAGAGCCCCAAUGCUCUUGCAGCGAACCAAACUACUCGCCAGGAUCUGAAUGGCAUAUCGAAUCUGCGCGAGUAUGUCGCAGCCAGCCAAGACGAUGCGUCUGGGGGAGGGACCGGUGGAAUGCUGGGCGAAACACCAUUGACCGACAAGUUGCGCCGCGAAGGGGAGCCACAUCUUCUGGCUCGAGUGCCGGACGCAAGACGAUGGGUUGGUGGUUCGUUCUUGCGUUUUAAGGCGGUUGCUGGCUUCAAUGGCCAGAAUCGCCUGGUCUGGGUACACUCCGCGUGGUGCCUGGAGCGCCUUUGGAGCUGGUUGACCUGGAUUUUAUCCGUUCUCUUCUUCUCUUAUAUGAUUUCUAGUUUGCGCAUGUCGACUUACUGGGCCGGAAAUGAGAAGCUUCUGUCCAAUAUCGAAUCGACUGCAGCCAAUUCGUCUUCCCUGGCCGAUGCUUUCGAAAUGCCGGAGCCUUCAUUCCGCCACGAUCUUCAUGGCCUCAAGAAGCGAUCUUCUUGCGCAUCAGGUGGCGUUGACAAGGACCAGUACAAUACCGGGCUUCAUGUCGCGGCACUCUUCAUCAUCUGGUUCGUCUCGACAUUGGGGUGCGCAUUUCCCAUUAUGGCUGCCAAGUUUCCCGGUUUGCGAAUUCCGCGACGUUUCUUCUUUGCUGUGCGCCACUUCGGAACGGGAGUUUUGAUUGCAACCGCCUUUGUGCAUUUGCUUCCCACGGCCUUUGUGUCCCUCGGGAAUCCUUGCCUUGGGACCUUUUGGACCGAAGAUUAUAACGCAAUGCCCGGGGCUAUUGCUCUUGCUGCAAUUUUCCUCGUCACCAUUAUUGAAAUGGUGUUUCAUCCGUCCAGACACGUCCCGCCCGCCGAUAUUGUUGCCAAACCGAGGGCCAAAGAGCAGGAAGAACUCGAGACUACUGAUUCGGAGGGCCACCCAAUCCGUGAUAUGGGACCUCUUCGUGGCCGAUCUAGCAGCGUGGCGCAGGGUCUCUCUCAGCUGAAUCAAGCUGCCAUAUCCGAAGAGAUUUCGGCCAAGGGGCCUGCUGCUGAUUCUGCAAUUGCCAAAUCAGUGUCCAACGAUUGUCAUGAUGCCACGGAACACGGCGAAGGCGAACAGACCGUCUUGACACCGGAGCAGAAGCGUAGGAAAGACCGAUUGCAGUGUAUCCUACUCGAAAUGGGCAUUCUAUUCCACAGUGUUUUUAUUGGCAUGGCUUUGAGUGUCAGUAUCGGGAACGACUUCAUCGUCUUGUUGAUUGCCAUCGUUUUUCACCAAACCUUUGAGGGUCUGGCACUUGGCUCAAGAAUCUCUGUCAUUGAAUGGGGUGACAAGACAUGGCAGCCAUGGCUCAUGGCAUUGGCAUACGGUUUCACGACACCGAUCGGUCAGGCCAUUGGCCUUGCUACGCAUAUGCUCUACAGCCCCGAUUCCGAAGUCGGUCUCAUCCUCGUUGGAGUCAUGAAUGCCAUUUCUGCCGGUCUGCUUACGUUUGCAUCCCUUGUCGAGCUCCUUUCUGAAGAUUUUCUGAGCGACGAGAGCUGGCGUCACCUCCGAGGGAAGAAUCGCAUAAUCGCCUGCCUGCUGGUCUUCUUUGGUGCCUUUGGCAUGAGUCUGGUUGGCGCCUGGGCUUAA